Molecule: messenger RNA, 2925 nt
Organism: Psammomys obesus (fat sand rat)
Lineage: Eukaryota; Metazoa; Chordata; Mammalia; Rodentia; Muridae
Gene: Dvl2
Product: dishevelled segment polarity protein 2
Exons: 15
Coding region: 215-2410 (731 amino acids)
Biological process (GO): canonical Wnt signaling pathway; intracellular signal transduction
Cellular component (GO): cytosol
Molecular function (GO): frizzled binding
Source: RefSeq, a predicted model, not a curated record
GCGGUGGCCCUCGGCCGUGCGCUCGGGAGUGGGGGCUCCGCGCCGCGGCCCUUCGCGCCCACGCCGCCGCCCCACGCCGUCCUCCCCGGCGCGCCGCCCGCGCUGGGCCCGCCGCGGCGGCGCUCGCGCGUCGGUUGGCGGCUGUGCGCAGGCGCGGCGGGGCGCUUGGUCCCGUGGGGUGGGCGGCUGAGCCUGGGAGCGCGCGAGCGAGACCAUGGCGGGCAGCGGCGCGGGGGGCGGCGCUGUGGGCGAGACGAAGGUGAUCUACCAUCUGGACGAGGAGGAGACUCCGUACCUGGUGAAGAUCCCCGUCCCGGCCGAGCGCAUCACUCUGGGCGACUUCAAGAGCGUCCUGCAGCGGCCCGCGGGCGCCAAGUACUUUUUCAAGUCCAUGGAUCAGGAUUUUGGGGUGGUGAAGGAAGAGAUCUCAGACGACAGUGCCCGCCUGCCGUGCUUCAAUGGAAGGGUCGUCUCUUGGCUAGUGUCGUCAGAGAACCCUCAGCCUGAGGCGGCUCCCCCGGCCCAUGAGGUCCCCGCACCUCCGCCAUUACCCCCUCUGCCACCAGAAAGGACCAGUGGCAUUGGGGACUCGAGGCCACCAUCCUUCCACCCUAAUGUGUCCAGUAGCCAUGAAAAUCUAGAGCCUGAGACAGAAACCGAGUCUGUCGUGUCCGUCAGACGGGAACGCCCUCGAAGGAGAGACAGCAGUGAACAUGGCGCUGCUGGCCAUAGGCCUGGUGGCCCCUCGAGGCUAGAGCGCCACCUGGCUGGCUACGAGAGCUCCUCCACCCUCCUUACCAGCGAGCUGGAGAGCACCAGCCUAGGAGACUCAGAUGAGGAUGACACCAUGAGCAGGUUCAGCAGCUCCACGGAGCAGAGCAGUGCCUCCCGCCUCCUCAAGCGCCACCGGAGGCGAAGGAAGCAGCGGCCACCACGGAUGGAGAGGACCUCCUCCUUCAGCAGCGUCACUGACUCCACCAUGUCCCUCAACAUCAUCACAGUCACGCUCAACAUGGAGAAGUACAACUUCCUGGGCAUCUCCAUCGUGGGCCAGAGCAAUGAGCGGGGUGAUGGCGGCAUCUACAUUGGCUCCAUCAUGAAGGGCGGCGCUGUGGCUGCCGACGGCCGCAUCGAGCCUGGAGACAUGCUUCUGCAGGUGAAUGACAUGAACUUUGAGAACAUGAGCAACGACGAUGCUGUGCGGGUGCUGAGAGACAUCGUUCACAAGCCCGGCCCCAUCGUGCUGACCGUGGCCAAGUGUUGGGACCCCUCUCCCCAGGCCUACUUCACCCUGCCCCGAAAUGAACCCAUCCAGCCGAUUGACCCCGCAGCCUGGGUGUCACACUCCGCCGCGCUGACUGGCACCUUCCCGGCCUACCCAGGCUCCUCUUCUAUGAGCACAAUCACAUCUGGCUCCUCCCUGCCUGACGGCUGUGAAGGCCGGGGCCUCUCCAUUCACAUGGACAUGGCCUCUGUCACCAAGGCAAUGGCUGCGCCAGAGUCUGGGCUAGAAGUCCGGGACCGCAUGUGGCUCAAGAUCACCAUCCCAAAUGCCUUUCUAGGCUCAGACGUGGUCGACUGGCUGUACCAUCACGUGGAAGGGUUUCCCGAGCGCCGGGAGGCCCGGAAGUAUGCCAGCGGGCUGCUGAAGGCGGGGCUCAUCCGCCACACGGUCAACAAGAUCACCUUCUCUGAGCAGUGCUACUACGUCUUCGGGGACCUGAGCGGCGGCUGUGAGAGCUACCUAGUCAACUUGUCUCUGAAUGACAAUGAUGGUUCCAGUGGGGCCUCAGACCAGGAUACCCUGGCUCCUCUUCCUGGAGCGACCCCCUGGCCCCUGCUGCCUACCUUCUCCUACCAGUACCCAGCCUCCCACCCCUACAGUCCGCAGCCCCCGCCCUACCAUGAGCUGUCCUCUUACACCUAUGGUGGCGGCAGUGCCAGCAGCCAGCACAGUGAAGGGAGCCGGAGCAGUGGGUCAACGAGAAGUGAUGGGGGCGCAGGGCGCACAGGGCGGCCUGAGGAACGGGCCCCCGAGUCCAAGUCUGGCAGCGGCAGUGAGUCGGAGCUCUCCAGCCGGGGAGGCAGCCUUCGGCGGGGCGGGGACUCGGGUGGGGUUGGCGAUGGGGCCCCCCCUCCAUCCAGGGGCUCAGCAGGGGGUGCUCCGAAUCUCCGUGCGCUCCCGGGGCUCCACCCCUACGCACCACCCCCUGGCAUGGCCCUCCCCUACAACCCCAUGAUGGUGGUCAUGAUGCCCCCGCCACCGCCCCCGGUCUCCACUGCAGUGCAGCCCCCUGGUGCCCCUCCUGUCAGAGACCUGGGCUCCGUGCCCCCGGAGCUGACGGCCAGCCGCCAGAGCUUCCACAUGGCCAUGGGCAACCCCAGUGAGUUCUUUGUAGACGUUAUGUAGGCCGCCUUGAGGCCAUGUCAGGGCUGUGCUGGUGCUCCUCAUGGUGCCUGGGCGCAGCCUAGAGGCUGGCGCCUGCCGAAAGGUGUCUGUCACUGUGACUGUCGCCAGCAGGCCUGGCCCUGCCCCUUCUUCAGGGUACAUGGGCAUCUUUGGUUAAUUUUAGCUUUAUUUUUUUAUAAGCUUUUGGAGGGGGUUAAAAUAGACUUUCUUAUAUUUUGGGGAGUAUUUUUAAUAGACAUUUCCUCUUUUAUAUGAAAAAUUCUUCCAUAUAAAAUGUCCUGGGUCUCUCCUGUCCCCAGAAUAGAACCACCUCCGUCCAGUUGCCUCGUCUUCUGUUACAUGAAGGGCGGGUGGUAGUCACGGUACCUGGGGAGAGGAAGGGGCAGCCUGGGUACCCCAGGCGCAGUCCCAGGACGUGGAUGGUGUACUUGCCCGGACUGUGUAAGCUGCCUUUGUUACUCUAUUUAUUUUAGUUACUUGUAUAAAACACCAAAUAAAGCAAUAGAGGCCAACUC